Zingiber officinale is the source of this 3313-nucleotide messenger RNA. RefSeq names its product katanin p80 WD40 repeat-containing subunit B1 homolog KTN80.3-like. Gene Ontology annotation, cellular component: katanin complex. Lineage: Eukaryota; Viridiplantae; Streptophyta; Magnoliopsida; Zingiberales; Zingiberaceae. The transcript is spliced from 18 exons. Bases 472 to 2766 code for a protein of 764 amino acids. The record is from RefSeq and is a predicted model, not a curated record. Gene Ontology annotation, molecular function: microtubule binding. Gene Ontology annotation, biological process: microtubule severing; microtubule depolymerization.
CUCUGUGUGUGUGUGUGUGUGAGUGAGAGAGAGAGAGAGAGAGAGAAUCGGGGAGGAAGAGAGCAGGUUUUUGAAGAAGGUCAAAUCACAGCACACAGGCACAAAAUUUGUCUCCCAGAGAGCUCCAUUUUCUCCCUCCGUCUCUUCCUACGGUCUCUAGGGUCUUCUCUUCCCCUCUCUUGGUCAAAGAUCGCUGCUUGGUUAUUGCUUGGUGGCUUAUUGCGCGACGGCGGUUGCGGGAGGUGCAGUGGGCAUCGAAGACGGUGGGGGUGGACUUCAGUGGAGUGGGCUUUCACCUCCGUGCGGGUUGAUUUGCCGCAGGAGGAAAUGCCGAUGAGUUGGAGUUGUCAGAUUCGCCGCGGGCCUGAGCGGUCCGAUCUAUGAUGAGCGAGCGCGGUUCGGGCUUGCAGUUCGUGAGUGGUCUAUUCCGUGCAAGAAGCAGCUGCUCUUUGUUUCUUAGACGCUACCAGCAUGGCCACUGCCAAGCGCGCUUACAAACUACAGGAAUUUGUAGCACAUUCUUCCAAUGUGAAUUGCCUAAAGAUUGGAAGGAAGACUUCGAGGGUUCUUGUUACUGGAGGAGAGGAUCACAAGGUCAAUCUUUGGGCUAUUGGAAAACCCAAUGCCAUAUUGAGCCUAUCCGGACAUAUGAGUGCAGUUGAGUCAGUAGGUUUCGACUCGUCUGAGACACUAGUGGCUGCAGGUGCAGCUAGCGGAUCGAUAAAGUUGUGGGAUUUGGAAGAAGCAAAAAUUGUUCGUACUCUCACAGGCCACAGGUCAAACUGUAUAACAGUCGAUUUUCACCCUUUUGGAGAAUUCUUUGCUUCUGGAUCACUAGAUACAAACCUAAAGAUAUGGGAUAUCAGAAGAAAAGGAUGUAUCCAUACUUACAAAGGUCAUACACGAGGAGUUAAUGCCAUUAAAUUCACUCCAGAUGGGCGGUGGGUUGUUUCUGGUGGGGAAGAUAACACUGUGAAGCUUUGGGAUCUUACUGCUGGAAAACUUCUGCAUGAUUUCAAGUUCCAUGAGGGUCAGAUUCAGUGCAUAGAUUUCCACCCACAUGAAUUUCUACUAGCGACAGGUUCUGCUGAUAGGACUGUUAAGUUCUGGGAUCUUGAAACUUUUGAGUUAAUAGGAUCUGCUGGACCUGAGAGUUCUGGUGUGCGUUCUAUGACCUUUAAUCCUGAUGGGAGAACUUUACUUUGCGGACUGCAUGAAAGUCUGAAGGUUUUUUCUUGGGAACCAAUAAGAUGCCAUGAUGCUGUUGAUGUGGGGUGGUCUAGAUUAUCAGAUAUGAAUAUUCAUGAAGGAAAACUUCUUGGAUGUUCAUAUAACCAAAGCUGUGUUGGAGUAUGGGUUGUGGACCUCUCUCGCAUUGAACCAUAUGCCAAUGGUGCUGCUGCCAAACUAAACGGGGAAGCAAAAUCUACACCAAGUGGUAAUUUAACUAUGCAAACUGAGAGCAAUAUAAAGUCUAACAUGGUGAAGUUAUCCUUAUCACAAAGCUCAGAAUCUAAUCCUAAGGAGACAAAAUCAGUACCAUCAAGUACAGGCACAGCCAUCCUUAGCACUCCUCAAAAGACAGGGACAAGUGCUUCCCCCAAGCCAACUGCUAUAGCACCUUCAGUACCUUCUGCUACUACUGUUAAAAGAAGUUCCUCAAAAUCUAAUGUUACCACAAGUCUUCAGUCCAUAAGCAAAACAAAUAUUAUACCUGUUAUUGUCCCCCGAAAUAGCCCCAGACCAGAGUUAUCCUCUGAUUCUUCUAAAUCUACUGAAGUUGGAAGGACAAUACAAUCUGAUAUUCAGUCAAAAUUUUCUAGUUCCCAAAAUGUAUCUAACGUCAGAGAAGGUUCAGACAAAGAAGAUGUCUCUAAAUCUGGAUUUGUGGCAAGUAGGAAUACUGAGCAGAUUGAACUUCUAGGACAAAAUGCUAUAUCUUCUGACAUUCCUGUAACUCAAGCAAUGACAGUAGCUGGAUCAAACAACUCGGAUGAUGUUCGACGUGUUACAGCAGCAAGGGUCAGGACUAAUUUGUUCAGAGAGUCACCUGCAAAUUAUGAUCAGGAAAAUCACAAUAUCAGAAUCCAAAAACCAACGGAAGCAUGCUCUUUUGUUGUUCCCAAAGGAGGAAGAACAAGGUCGCUUGUUGCAAAUUUUGAGAGGGAACAACGUAGGGCACUCUCUCCAAGCUAUGAUGGACCAACCUUAAGUAGUUUUCCUGAGGCAGGAGCUGGUGCCAUCUCAUAUUCUCUGAGGAGCCGGAAUCAGUAUGCUGAAGAAGAGACAAUAUCUGCUUUGGAUGAGGAUUCUAUUGCUUUUCUAUUGAAAAAACAUGACCAAUUUUUAAAUUUGGUGCAAUCACGAUUGACCAAAUUACAGAUAGUUCACCGGCUUUGGCAAAGAAAUGAUGUUAAAGGUGUCAUAAAUGCAAUUGAGCAGAUGUCUGAUCAUGGUGUAUCUUCUGACGUAGUAGAUAAUCUCAAAGAUAAAAGUGACCUUAUCACUUUAGAGAUAUGCACUUCUCUUCUUCCACUUCUCACCAGCCUUCUUGAAAGCAAGAUGGAUAGGCAUUCGAGUGUUUCCUUAGAAAUGUUGUUGAAGCUGGUUAGGAUCUUUGGUCCUGUAAUCCAUUCAGCUUUGUCGGCGGACCCAUCUUCUGUUGGUGUUGAUCUUCAAGCAGAACAGAGGUUGGAGCGCUGCAACUUGUGCUUCAUUGAGCUGGAGAAGAUCAAACAAAAAAUUCCUUCCCUGACAAGGGUUUAACGUUCAACAGAAAAGGAGGAUCUAUCGCAAAGACUGCACAGGAGCUGAAUCUUGCUCUUCAGGAAGUGCUAUGACUAACACAUUCAUACACAUGUCGAGUUGAUUUUCCAUUCUUGAGAUCCCUCCCCUCAUUGUAAAGCAGAUCAUCAUCGAGCUGCCUAAAACUGCAUGCUCGUGUAAGGAUCUGACUUUGUUCUGACAUCUGACAGAGGAAGAAUAUGUUGUUCAUCAGGCAGCUUAUUGAAGAGUAUACGAGUAUGACCACAGUCGAGCUUGCAGUUAGAUAGUGUUUGAAUCCGGACACUGAAUUUGAAAUCAAUGUUGCCUGUAAGAUUGCUAUUGUCGAAGGGCAUAUGGUUUGUGUUUUCCAACAUGACAUGUUUGGUUGUUGUAUGAGUUUUAAUUUGCUCCAUUGAAUCAUGUUGCUUGGCCAUAGAUUGUUAAGAUGAAAAGGCUACAGAGCAACUUUUUUUUUCUUUUUCUUUUACUUUCGUUGUAAAAAAAUUUCUUGUAUUGCAGUUUGCACAGUGAAAAAGUUAAAAACCAA